AUGGCUCGACUAGUGCUAGCUACGUGCGCCCUAGGGCUCCUCGUCUGCGCCCACGCCUACCCAGGGUACGGCGGGGGUAGCAAUGGAGGCGGUGGUUACGGAGGUGGUGGCGGAGGCGGCGGAGGUGGCGGUUUUGGAGGCAGCAGUGGUGGCGGCGGUGGUCUCGGAGGCGGCCAUGGUGGCGGCGGCGGAUUAGGAGGCGGCCAUGGUGGCGGCGGCGGAUUAGGAGGCAGUGGCGGCUACGGCGGCAGCAACGGCGGUGGCCAGGGUGGAUCCGGCGGAUUCGGAGGCGGAAACGGCGGUGGUGGCGGCGGCGGCUUAGGCGGUGGCCACAGCGGUUCCGGCGGAUUCGGAGGCGGAAACAACGGCGGUGGUCACGGAGGCGGUGGAAAUGGGGGCAGCGGCGGCUACGGUGGUGCCAGUGCUAAGGCUAGCGCCAGUGCUAGUGCCAGCUCCAGUGCUGGUGGCGGCGGCGGAUACAAGAGCGGCGGAUACGGGUAA
Messenger RNA from Cydia amplana, 501 nucleotides. Its product is annotated as ctenidin-1-like. The coding region runs from base 1 to 501 and encodes 166 amino acids. The record is from RefSeq and is a predicted model, not a curated record. The transcript is spliced from 2 exons. Lineage: Eukaryota; Metazoa; Arthropoda; Insecta; Lepidoptera; Tortricidae.